CAAAAACGUCGUGGAGUUCCCAGAGUCAAACGCGUCUCGACACUCAUAGCGAAAUGAUCUGUGUUGAAACUGACCAUUUUUCUAUUAAUCGAAUUCUUCUGCUAGUAGUUGGCUUAUGGCCCUAUCAGCGAUCAAAACUUGUCCGACUCCAGACUAUCAUAAUUUUUGCCAUACUGAUGAGUUUUCUAAUAUUUCAGACUACAGUAUUUCUAACAGCAGAAUUCACUUCAGAUCUUUUCAUCAAUGUUUUGACCACCGCAUUAUUAUUCUGUACUUUUUCGGUUAAUUUUCUUUCGUUCUGGUUUAAUAUCCGAACUAUAAAGUGUUUACUGGAAAAACUGCAGAAAAUCUGUAAUGAGUUAAAGGACGAGAAUGAAAUUGCAAUUAUAAAAAGAUACGGUUAUCAAGCGAAACGUAUUACUGCUUCUAUUAUACUGAUAUGUGUGUUCAUUGAAGUCGGUCUUCUUGGCCACUUAAUUUGGCCUCGCUUUCUUGGCAUUUUUUUGUUUCUGAACGAAUCUUGGCCUCGUCGCAAAACUUUCAUCUUGACGGAGUAUUUUGUCGAUCAAGAAAAGUAUUCUAAUUUAAUCUGGUUGCAUAUGAACACAGCAAUUUGCAUAGGAGCGUUUGCAGCGUUUGCAACUGGAACGCUGCUUCUGGUGUUUCUUAAAUAUGCCUGUGGAAUGUUUAGUAUCGCCAGUUAUCGAAUAGAACAAGCAAUUACAAACAAGAAGCGCGAAAAUGAUGAUCUAAAGGACCAGAAUGUGAUUUUUAAGAAGAUAAUCUAUGCGGUAGACAUUCAUCGUAACGCUAUGCAAUACUCCGAUUUUUUAAUAUCCAGCUUUGAGGGGACUUUCUUUCUUCUCAUUACGUUCGGCGUGGUUUGCUUGAGUCUUAAUCUUUUUCGAACUUUUCAGCUUGCAUUAUCCGGAAGUGAUAAAUUUGAACUUUUAUCACGUUUUGUAUGCACAGUUUUUAUUCUUUUAUACAUGUUCUUAGCCAAUGCAAUCGGACAGGAAAUUACAGAUCACAAUGAUCAAGUAUAUUUUACAGCAUACAAAGUUAUAUGGUACACCACGCCCUUACACGUGCAGAAACUAAUAUUAUUUCUGAUACAAAGAGGUAACAAAACUUUCGGAUUGAAUGUGGGUGGAUUAUUUGUUGCAUCCUUAGAGUGCUUUGCAACGUUGAUAAGUGCAUCACUGUCUUACUUUACCGUGAUGUAUUCUACGCAACAGUGA
Odontomachus brunneus is the source of this 1241-nucleotide messenger RNA. RefSeq lists its product as uncharacterized. Gene Ontology annotation, molecular function: olfactory receptor activity; odorant binding. Gene Ontology annotation, cellular component: plasma membrane. Lineage: Eukaryota; Metazoa; Arthropoda; Insecta; Hymenoptera; Formicidae. Gene Ontology annotation, biological process: detection of chemical stimulus involved in sensory perception of smell; sensory perception of smell. The transcript has 9 exons. The coding region runs from base 54 to 1241 and encodes 395 amino acids. The record is from RefSeq and is a predicted model, not a curated record.